This is a messenger RNA of Sesamum indicum (sesame), 6278 nucleotides long. The record is from RefSeq and is a predicted model, not a curated record. Lineage: Eukaryota; Viridiplantae; Streptophyta; Magnoliopsida; Lamiales; Pedaliaceae.
AUGGUACGCUUGCUUUCUUUUAGUUUGCCGUCAAAUAUAUAAGGCCCACCGUGAUCUUUGCUCGGCGCCAAAUUCAACACUAAGAUGGUGGAAAUUAACUGAAAAGGUUUGAGAAAGAAGAGAACGCAAUAUUCAAGAACUGAAAUGGGGGACUCUCAGCCCCAAGCAUUUAGUGUUCGAAUAGUUUCAAUCGACUACUACAUGGCGCCGCCAAUUCCUGGCUUUGACGUUUCUUACAGUUCUUUCCACGGUGGGAAGGUGAACGAGGUUCCAGUGAUCAGAAUAUACGGCUCGACUCCGGGUGGUCAGAAGACUUGUUUGCAUGUUCACCAUGUUUUACCUUAUCUAUACGUUCCCUGCUCUGGACUGGGCCCUAUAGCAAAUGAUGAAGUUGAUUCACGCACACAGUGUUUAUCUCUAGCCCUUGAGAAGGCUCUAAAGCUCAAAGGUAAUGCUGGCGCAAAACGUCAGCAUGUGCAUGGUUGUGAACUUGUUCGGGCAAGGAAGUUUUAUGGCUAUUAUUCUUCGGAGGAGCUGUUUGUGAAGAUCUCUUUCUAUUACCCCCAGGAUGUUUCACGUGCUGCAAAUCUUCUUCUGACGGGUGCAAUCUUGGAUAAGAUGUUACAGCCUUAUGAAUCUCAUAUACCUUUCCUUCUCCAGUUCUUGAUUGACUACAAUCUGUAUGGGAUGGCCCAUAUACACGUUUCAAAGAUGAAGUUUCGCUGUCCUGUUCCAGAUGCUUUCUCUGAGCGAAAAGUUAACCAUAAUAGUGUACUGAAACCAUUGGCUGAUGACUCCAGUUGCAUGGAUUUUCAGGCAGAUGUAGAUAGAGAUUUAUGUUUGAAUACACCAAUAUGGAUAUCUUCUACAAUUCCGGAUGGUUGGAUCUGGCAAUAUUCACCUCAAAUUGAUUCUUCAUCGAAUGAAGAUAUUCCACUUUUUAGACGUCAGAGUACAUCUGAGCUGGAAGGCGAUGCUGUAGUGCAUGAUAUCAUAAAUCAGCAGUUUAUAUCAUUUGCACCUCUCUCUCAGACUCACUCUGAUGUGAAAAUGGUUCAGUCACUAAUACCUAUCUGGGAGGAAGAAUUUGAGAGAAAUGGAGUGCCUGAUGCCAUACCUCCUGAGUCUCAUAAACCACUUCCGCAAGAUGUAUUGAGGCUUCUGUCUGAUGGAGUUGAAUUUGAGAAAUUUAUGGAAGUGAGAGAUGUUGCAGAAAGCUCAUCUCUUUCGACUCCAGAACCAAUUGAAUCUUCAAAGGAUUGUGGAGAUAUGGUUGACUCUGGGAUUGCUAACCUUGAGAAUAGCAAUCAUUUGCCUUGCAAAUAUUUGAAAGCAAGUGAUCGAAGUUCUCUAUUAUCAUUAGACUCACCAUUUCCAAAUGUUGAUGCAGCAGAAACUAAUGAGAUUGAUGCAGCUGCUCAACCACAAAUAUCUUGCACCCUGGAACCUUCAAGUGCAAAGGCAACAAAUGAAGAUGCCUUAAGGCUUUUGAGGUGGCUUGCAUCUUCUCAAGCUGCUGAAGAUAUCAAUUCUGAUGACGAACUUGCUCAUAAAACCAUUUUGAGUUCCUUACUACAUCCAAAAGACAUUGACAAGGUGUUAGAGAGAGCCAAUGUUGACUAUGAGAGUCUUGAUUCUAUUGAUAUGCUUAACUUUGAAGAAUUGAAUGACGGAGCCUUUAACCUGGCCAAGUAUAAUCAUUCUAGCAAAGUUUUGUCAAAUGAAAAAAUACCUCAAGUGGAUGGUUCUGGUGAUGAUGUACAAUCAACACCUUGCUCCAAUAAGUCGCCCAAAGCAGAAACUAGUGAAGCGAAGCCAUCUCUGGAAGUCCAAUCAUGUCUUGAAUUAGAUUCCGACUUAGUCUGUAAGCACAGAAGGAAAAGACCUCGAUGGGGUUCUUUACCUAUUUCUUCUGAGAAAGUGAAUAAUGUUUCACAUCCUAAAACAUUCUCCGUCUUGAAUGGAUGUAACAAUGAGAAGAAAGAAGGUUCAGGAACUUCUUGGUUUGGGAAUGAAGCAGAAGAAAUUCCAUGUCUAAAGGUUGAUCAGACGAAGGAUGUGGGUUGCACAGAACAAGCUAGAGUGAUGGUUGAAUGCUCUACACGGGAUUUGAUGAGGAGAAAGCGGUCCCAUAGAGUUGAAAACUCUGAGUGUACAAGUCCGGUGGAAGAUUGGAAAGCAGAAUCAUGCUCUGAUGCUGAGUGUGAGAAAAGAAAUACAAAUCUUGACACAAAAUUGUGGAGUGAUAUGGAAGAAAAAGAGGCUUUCCUUUCACCGUUGCAUAUACCUCCUGUCGAAAAUCAGGUCACAAAAUGUCAUGAAAGGAACAUAAAUUCUGCUGGUGGGGCAUGCAAUGAGGCUAUUAAUGUUAAACCCUCCACUUCUUAUUCUCCUAUUUUUGGUAAAUUGCCGCUAUCAUCCAGCAAGGAUGGCAUAAAGGUAGGUAAUCUCCUGAAGAAUGGAAAUCCAGAGUAUGCUAUUCAGGUUGAUUCUGAAGAUAGCCAUCCUGGUCAAUAUUUGCAUGGCUGUGUGGAUUAUGAUCCGUGCCUUCAAGUUCGUUCGUGCAACUCUGAACAUGCUCAUGUUUCUAAAAGAGAAAUUAAAAGUGAAGAGUUUGGUUGCAUGGAGCUGCAAACAGGUGCUGUGGGUUCAUGUACUGUGACUCCAAAUUCAGCUCUAAGUGACCUUGUUACCAAAAAUCACUCGAAAAGUGAACCUGGAUGUCAGACCUCAAUCUCUGUGUGCAAGUUGCCCGACAAUCCGACUGAGGAUAUGAAGGACACUGAAAGUGAAACAACUCUUGUGCAGUUUGACAGUUCACCAGAUCAUGGAAGAAAUGCUAGUUUAUCUAAGCCUUACGACACAUCAAAAAAUCUAAACAAGGAAGCCGAAACUGUAAAGCUAAUUGGUAUGACCUUCUCCAAGAAAUCUCCGAUGAUAGAUUGGACGGAUGAACCCGAGAGUGAAGCUCCAGUGUUGCUUGGGGAUGGGGGGCAUAACUUAAGAACAUUCAUUCAGGGAAGAUCUACAGAUAGUGGCCUCCCUUUUUUCAUGAGGAACCACCAAGAAGAAGAGCUUCUGGGCCUCAGCCCUAGCCAGUGUAAACAUAUUGAUAAAAAUGAACCAGUAAUGGGUGUUCCUAUCAUUUAUCAGAAUGAUGGGUCAUAUUUAUUAAUGCUGACACCUGCAGUGUCGCCACCUUCAAGGGAAUCUGUUGAUAGGUGGCUGUCAUUUGAUUAUUCUGAUACUUGGAGGCACAAGAUAGAAGCACAAUCAGCAUUUCAUCCAAUAUCCAAGGAAUUCUCAGUUGAUAUGGUGGAUUCACAAAGUUCUCAGUCCGAUGAUAGUAAUUGCCCUUUGCCCGAGUGUGCUUCUUUGUUCAAUAAAGAGACUAAUUUUAAGCAGCGAAUGGAGCAUAAUCAAGAGAGCUGCUGCGUGAAAGUUAAGAAUCUUAAUGAGGGCAAGGAAAACCUGUCAAUUGGAUGCUCACAAGAUACCUCUCAGAUAUCUGGUCCUGAUAAAAAGACGAGGUUGACUCCUUUGAGUCAAAUUGGUUUUCGGGAUCCAGCAAGUGUGGGUCAAGGGCAGCAACUAACGCUGCUCAGUAUUGAGGUCCUGGCUGAAUCUAGAGGAGAUCUGAGGCCUGACCCUCGAUUUGAUGCCAUCAAUGCAAUUAUUCUUAUUAUUCAGGAGGAUGAUGAAUCUACGCUCGAAGCUCACGUGCUUCUGCGUUGUGAUUCUGCUUAUGUUGAAAAGGAUCUUGAUGCAGUUUCAGAGUCGAAAGUAUUUGUUUUUACUGAAGAAUUGCAAUUGUUUAACCAUUUCACAAAGAUAGUCUGUGCUUCUGAUCCAGAUGUCCUAAUGGGCUGGGAUAUUCAAAGUGGUUCCCUUGGGUUUUUGGCUGAAAGGGCUGCACAUAUAGGUGUUGGUUUGCUAAAUAACAUAUCAAGAACACCAUCUCAAAUAAAUGUAGCUUCUGGAGAUUCCAGAGCUUCUCAAAAGGAGAUGGUUAAAGAAAUAUUUUCUGAAUCGGUGAAUGCUGAUGCAGUCCAUCUAGAGAAUACAAUAAUUGAGGAUGAGUGGGGUCGAACACAUGCUAGUGGUGUUCAUGUAGGUGGUAGGAUUGUGCUUAAUGUUUGGAGAUUGAUGCGGAAUGAAGUUAAACUUAAUAUGUACACAGUUGAAGCCGUAGCUGAAACAGUUCUUAGGCGAAAAAUUCCGUAUAUCCCUUCGAAGGUACUAACAAAAUGGUUUUCAAGUGGCCCUGGGCGAGCUAGAUAUAGAUCAAUUGGUUAUACAUUAGAGAGAGCAAAGUUGAAUUUGCAGAUCAUGAAUCAGCUUGAUAUGAUAAACCGAACAUCAGAACUUGCUCGAGUAUUUGGUAUUGACUUUUUUUCAGUACUAUCUCGAGGUUCACAGUACCGUGUUGAAUCAAUGUUUCUGCGAUUAGCACAUACGCAGAACUAUCUAGCCAUUUCCCCUGGAAGCCAUCAGGUUGCCAAUCAACCAGCAAUGGAGUGCUUACCUCUUGUUAUGGAGCCGGAGUCUAGCUUUUAUGCAGAUCCUGUUAUUGUUUUGGAUUUUCAAUCUCUUUAUCCAUCAAUGGUUAUUGCGUAUAACCUUUGCUUUUGUACAUGUUUAGGAAAGAUUACACCUCCAGGGCCAAAUAUCCUUGGUGUCAGUUCAUAUUUACCAGAUAUAAAUACUUUACGCAAUUUGAAACGUGAAUUACUGGUCACUCCUAAUGGUGUUACCUAUGUUCCUUCAAAAGUUCGGAAAGGGAUACUACCUAGACUGUUAGAAGAGAUAUUAUCAACCAGAAUCAUGGUGAAACAAGCAAUGAAAAAAUUGUCACCAUCUCAGCUAGUUCUUCACAGGAUAUUAAAUGCCCGACAGCUUGCUUUAAAGCUUAUAGCAAAUGUUACUUAUGGCUAUACAGCUGCUGGAUUUAGUGGACGUAUGCCUUGUGCUGAGCUUGCAGACAGUAUCGUGCAGUGUGGCCGUAGAACGCUGGAAACUGCAAUUUCAUUUGUAAACUCAAAUGAUAAGUGGAAUGCCAGAGUUAUUUAUGGUGAUACUGAUAGCAUGUUUGUACUCCUUAAAGGGCGUUCUCUUAAAGAAGCUUUCACAAUUGGACAAGAAAUUGCAUCAGCAAUAACUGAAAUGAAUCCAGCUCCUGUCAAGUUAAAAAUGGAAAAAGUUUACUACCCAUGCUUCCUCCUUACAAAGAAAAGAUAUGUUGGUUAUAGUUACGAGAGUCCACAUCAGAGCAAGCCAAUCUUUGAUGCUAAGGGUAUAGAGACAGUGCGAAGGGAUACAUGUGGGGCUGUAUCUAAGACUUUGGAGCAAUCACUAAGGAUCUUUUUUGAAAGCCAUGAUAUUGAUAAGGUCAAAGCAUAUAUGCUGCGUCAGUGGACAAGGAUAUUAUCUGGCAGGGUCUCUCUUCAGGAUUUUGUUUUCGCAAAGGAGGUUCGCUUGGGCACUUAUAGUGUGCAUGCUUCUUCACUUCCUGCAGCUGCAAUUGUGGCCACUAAAUCAAUGAGAGCUGACCCGCGGGCAGAACCUCGGUAUGCUGAGCGAAUACCUUAUGUGGUGAUCCAUGGUGAACCUGGGGCUCGUUUGGUUGAUUUGGUGGUAGAUCCGUAUGAACUUCUAGCUAUCAAUUCCCCUUUCCGGUUAAAUGAUACUUAUUACAUUAGGAAACAGAUAAUCCCAGCUUUGCAGCGAGUAUUUGGGCUUGUUGGGGCUGAUCUGAACCAGUGGUUUCUAGACAUGCCCCGCCCAGGACGUGAAGCUAUUGGCAAACGCCAUUCUCUUGCACCAAAUCCACAGCGGACGAGAAUUGAUUACUAUUAUGCGUCAAGACAUUGUAUCAUCUGUGGUGACUUAGUACAGGGAUCAGCCCAUCUUUGUCCCAACUGUUCUAAGGAUGAAACGACUGUUGCUGUGGCCUUGACAGGAAGAACUUCAAAACUGGAAAAGGAUAUUCAACACCUUGCUGCUAUAUGUAGACACUGUGGGGGUGGAGAUUGGGUCAUUGAAAGUGGAGUGAAAUGCACAUCACUGGCAUGCUCUGUUUUCUACGAGAGGAUGAAAGUUCAGAAAGAAUUGCAGUCACUGUCUCAAGUUGCUGCAAGAACCGGUUUCUAUCCAAAAUGCAUGGUAGACUGGUUCUAAUUCUGCCCUCUAUUCCUCUUCUCUGCUUCUGACUUAUUGUCAUUAUAGUGUGUGUUGUACAAAUUGAUGUAUCUUAAUAAUAUAUACUUGCUAUUCAAACA